CAUAAAAGAAAUUCGUGUUUUCAUAUACGGAAAAUGGUAUGUGAUUAAAAUGAUUCUAUCUUAUCUUCAAACGGUAACAACACAAGAAUGUAAUUCUUUCAACAUUAUGAUACAAGAAUCAUUGGAAAAUGCAUUGGAUUCUCUGUCACAUUAACUAUGUUGUAACACAUAACGGGUGAUAGGGUACUCUCUGUCAUAUUUAUUUAUUUAUUUUUGGAAACAUGUAUUAAUUAUUUCUUUGAGAUGGGUAGGUUUACCUUUAUAAGUUUUGAUUUUUUGAAAUGGUUAUAAGAAUAAUUCGGAACAAGACGAGUAGGGAUAAAAAUUUUAAACCCCCUGUGUGAAUGUGGGGAGUCAUAUUUUUUUUAUGCCUCUCUUGUUCAUUCUAUUUUUAACUCCUGGGUCUGCAAGCUGGACUUGAACAAGGUAGUUUACAUGAACAUCUUUGCUUAAGGUUUAUUGUUCCAAUCGGUGCAUGCUAUGGUAUUUUAAUAAAAACACUGCAUGCAAUGCUAAUGCAAGUGCCAUGCGAGUGUAACUAGAAGACAAAAAAAUGUCCGUUCGGGACCGAAGCCAAAUAAAAUUGGUCAUAUCAUGUGCCAUUGUCACCGAAGCAACUUUAACUUUCUUACCAGACCCUCCUUCCGCUAUUACCAUGUUCCUGUUUCAGAAAACUUGGCUGGUCUAUUUCUAUUUCUGUUUCUGUUUCUAUUCUAUUUUGACUCGAGAGACACGACUUGGGCAUCAAAGAAAAGUGGCAAUCAAUUCCAUGUUUUUAUUUAUCUAUUUAUUCAUGAUGUUCUGAUCGAAUCCGAAAUAGCGAGUUGUUAGUGUGCUGUGUUGAAUCAGAUAUGGCGAUGAGUGAAGUGGAGGUGAUUCACUCAUGGUCUGCUCCAAGAUCCCUCAGUACUAGUCUCAUGUAUUCUUUUGCUCAGAGGGAUGACAUUGAAGUGCUUGCUGAGCCCCUCUGUGCAAAUUUCCUACGAGUAACUGGUCUCGAUAGACCCUACAGGGAGGAGCUACUGUCCAAAAUGGAAUCUGAUGGAAAUAAGGUUAUCAAUGACAUGAUUUUUGGUCCAAGAAGGAAGAAAUAUAGAUUCUUGCAGAUUGAAGGCAAUAAUGCAAAAGCAGAUGAUGCAAUCAUGCUCGACCAAGAUGGUUAUUUAUCUGAAACCAAUGCAACUAACAUUUUCAUAGUUAAAAGGGGUCGUGUUUUGACACCCCAUGCUGAUUACUGCCUUCCUGGCAUUACACGUGCAACUGUAAUGGAGCUUGUGGUGAAAGAGCAGUUAAUCUUAGAGGAGCGCAGAAUCAGCCUGUCAAAAGUGCAUACUACUGAUGAGAUAUGGACGACAGGAACAAUGGGUGAACUAAGCCCAAUAGUGAAGGUUGAUGGCCGCAUAAUUGGCAAUGGAGAAGUAGGGCCGGUGAUUGGAAGGUUGCAAGCUGCUUAUAAAAAAUUGACAGAACAGUCUGGUAUACCUAUACCGACCUACCUUAAGACUUGAAAGCCUUCAGUUAAAGGGAGUGGGAAUUGCCAUCAUACAUUACUGAGAGCUAUGUGUGAAAUGGAUCCAUUCUCUCGGGAAUGGAUCUUCUCUUAUUUUAACAUUUGUCAUGUGAGAAAUAUAAAUAUUGAUAGGCCACCAU
This is a messenger RNA of Gastrolobium bilobum, 1650 nucleotides long. Its product is annotated as branched-chain-amino-acid aminotransferase-like protein 2. NCBI's taxonomy places the organism in Eukaryota, Viridiplantae, Streptophyta, Magnoliopsida, Fabales, Fabaceae. Bases 852 to 1508 code for a protein of 218 amino acids. Gene Ontology annotation, biological process: carboxylic acid metabolic process. The transcript has 9 exons. Gene Ontology annotation, molecular function: catalytic activity. The record is from RefSeq and is a predicted model, not a curated record.